This is a messenger RNA of Macrosiphum euphorbiae (potato aphid), 639 nucleotides long. Lineage: Eukaryota; Metazoa; Arthropoda; Insecta; Hemiptera; Aphididae. The record is from the annotation of a GenBank genome assembly.
AUGGAGUCCAUUAGAACCAAAAAUAAUUUAUAUUUACUAUUGAAGCGCUCGAAAACUAAUCUUACUAAUCAUUUAUUUCUUCAAACUGAAAUUUUGAAACUUACUAAAGUAAAGAUUUCUGAAGGUGCCCUCAAAUCAUUAGAAUUGUCACUGAGAUAUUUUUGUAAUAAUUUACAUAAAAAAUGGGUUAGCGCUUCAUAUAAUGAAAUUCGAUUUUUGAAUAAACACGAUACGUGGCUUAUGCAAAACUAUAUAUUGCCGGAAGAUUUCGCAUCUGAAAUUCGUGUUAAAAAUGUGUCUCCUAAUAGAGGUUCAAACUUAAAUGAAACAAAAUUUAAUAAUUAUUCUGAUAGACAUAAAAAUCGUAUAACUGAAUCACUAAGAAAUAAUUAUUCGAGUGAUGAACUUCUGCAUGCGGCAAAAUUUAAAUGUAAAACUGAGGGUAAAAAUGAUAUGGCUUCAAUUUUAAAUUAUUUAAUUGAAAACCCCAGUGAAGCAAACAGAAUUAAAAAAACAUGUGAAAAAAAUAGUAUUUAUUUAGACACGCUUUCGAAAAAUAAAGCACUUGGUAUGACAAAAAAAAUGAUAACAGAGCUGCUAUCUACAGUAGCUCUUUUUUCUUUAUUAAGUUUUAUAUAG